AUGAAUAAUAACCAUAAAGAUACAAAAACAGCUUUAUGCACAUGCAAAAUUCUUGAGCUUCAUGUUAACAAAAGUAAAAAACAUUCAUCAAACCAGUUUUCUGGAGCUUUCUUUAAAACAUUUAGCUGCCCAUCUCCAAAAAAAACCCUUACUCUAGACAAGCAAACAAAACUGCAUAAUAAUAGUUCAAGCUUGAAAAGUGUUUUUGAUUUCAAAAGAUUAAGGACAGGGUCACCGUUAUCUCUAAGGAUUGGGCAUAAGGACUAUCGACCUCUCAGCAAACUUUCUGAAAAAAAGAAAUCCUUCUCUGAAUUAGGCACGAAAGAAACAAUUCCUUCUUCACCUUUUGAGAAAUCUCUCUCAAUUUCAUAUUCAACAAGAUAUCAAAAAAACCCUUCUCUUGUAUAUAUACCUGAUAAUAUAUAAAUUUGAAAUUUUGGCUGUAAUUUUAUAGGUGAAUUAUAGUAAUUAUUUUAUAAGAGUGGUGUAAAAUUUAAUUAAUGUUGUAUAAUGAAAUAAGGAAGGAUUAUAGCUAUGAAGAUACUUAUCAAAAAGAUAAAGUCAUUCAUGAUCGAUUGUAUGCGAAGAUAAAGACCGAAACACCUACAAGGCCUCAAACAUCAAGGGCUAGAAGAUUUAGAAGCUAUCAAGAUUUUUUACCUUUUAAAACAGCUCAAACAGCAUGGCAUACACCAAAGUUUUCUAUCAGUUCAGCCAGAUUGUUAUAG
Blepharisma stoltei is the source of this 728-nucleotide messenger RNA. The record is from the annotation of a GenBank genome assembly. Lineage: Eukaryota; Ciliophora; Heterotrichea; Heterotrichida; Blepharismidae.